UUCGUCUGUUCAUUUUGUUUUUCAGUCUGUCAACCGUGAGAUUAAUCGAAUGGUCCACAUCCAGUGCUGUAUGAUGAAGGAGAUGCAGGAUUGUAACAGAGGAUCUGCAAUCCGCAUCCAUCACUCUCACGAGAAUGAAAUCAGAUCCUUAACCUCUUCAUUCACUCUCCCAACUUGUCGUUAAUUCCUCCCUCUUCACUCCUCGUAUCGUGUCUCUCUCUCUUUUACACUUCAAAAUCAAACAUAUAACUAUGGACUUGUCGUUUAUGUCCAAAGAUCAACAUCAACUAAUGGCGACACUUGUUCAAUUCCUGAGGUUGUCUUGGAUCGCUGCUACAUUGCCUAUUAUCAUCGCUUCCAUUCCCAUUCCCAAACUCAACUUCCUCCGCCAAAUCUUGCUACUGUUCGCAAAAAGGGGAAAAAUCACGCACUCCUCUUCUUCUUCUUCUCAAAAGUUUACUGUUCCUCAGAGAUUCUUUUUGCAUUUCUAUGUUGUGGCUUCAAUAUGGACAAUGUUUAUGCUUGUUGCGACUUGGGUGUAUGCUUAUAGAAUGGUGCCGCUAGUUGUGGAGCCAUUGUCUUAUCCUACUUUAACUAGUUUUUUGACUGGUGGAUUAACUAUUAGAACUGGUUCUGCUGAUUUGCAGCGUGGUUAUGUUGCAUGGCAAGGUGUUUUUCUGCUUUUGUUGAUGGAGGCUCAUGUUCUCAGACGCCUUUUUGAAACUAUAUAUGUGUUUAAUUAUAGUCCUUCUGCUCGGAUGCAUAUCGUUGGCUAUUUCACUGGACUGUUUUUCUACAUAGCAGCACCAUUAUCGCUGUGUGGUGAUUGUGCAUUGGAAGUUUUUUACUUCUCAACAAAUCUAGUGACUGAGUUCAUUGUUAGAGGCAAGAAUCAGAUGCCAGUACCAGAGAUAGACUUUUGGCUAGUUUUAAAUCCCCUGGCCAGGCUUGGGUGGAAGCAUUGGAUUGGUGCAGCUGUUUUCUCGUGGGGAUGGAUUCACCAAUAUCGGUGCCAUAAGAUUCUCGGUUCUCUGCGUGAUUCAAGACAGGCCGAAGAAUAUGUAAUUCCUCGCGGUGAUUGGUUUGAAAUUGUUUCCUCUCCGCACUAUCUCUCUGAAAUUGUAAUCUACGCCAGUUUUGUGGUUGCUACUGGUGGAUCCAAUCUAACAAUCUGGCUACUUUUUGCUUUUGUGGUGGCAAAUCUGGCAUUUGCAGCAGUAGAAACACAUAGCUGGUAUCGUCGUAAAUUUGAAGAUUAUCCAAGCCGUCGGUUUGCGAUUAUUCCAUUUAUUCUCUGAGAUUGUGAGGCAAAGUGUAACUAUCUAAAAAUAUGACAGUAAAUAUCUAUAUCUUCUCAAGAUGUACAUAUUUAGGUGAAACUGUUUUUAUUUAUUUAUGAAAAAAAGCUUAGUAUUAACUAAUUUAUCAUAUGAGAAGAGUCCAUUAGUUACAUUCAAGAUGUUUCAAUUGUUAGUUUGAGUUCUUGAAUGGUUAUACAUGCACUUAGUCUCUGGAGAAUGUUGUAAAUUGUACUAAUAAGUCGUUUGCUUA
This is a messenger RNA of Lathyrus oleraceus (garden pea), 1551 nucleotides long. RefSeq names its product polyprenol reductase 2. Gene Ontology annotation, biological process: polyprenol catabolic process; dolichol-linked oligosaccharide biosynthetic process. Gene Ontology annotation, molecular function: 3-oxo-5-alpha-steroid 4-dehydrogenase activity. Gene Ontology annotation, cellular component: endoplasmic reticulum. The transcript is spliced from 6 exons. The coding region runs from base 252 to 1298 and encodes 348 amino acids. Lineage: Eukaryota; Viridiplantae; Streptophyta; Magnoliopsida; Fabales; Fabaceae. The record is from RefSeq and is a predicted model, not a curated record.